AUGGCUUCAACAGUAAUUCAUUGUGUCAUAUUCAUUCUAUUCAGUCUUACAGUAAUGCUCAAUAUUCCAGUCGAUGCCCGAUGGGAACAAGAUGGAGUGACUGUUGCUGGAGGCCAUGGAUUCGGCGAUGCCACCAAUCAAUUCAAGAAACCUCAAGGUCUCUCCAUUGAUGAUAAUCAAACGAUGGUCAUCGUUGAUUCUUGGAACCAUCGUGUCAUUCAAUGGAAGAUUGGCGAUACCAAUGGCCAAAUAGUAGCUGGAACCCAUGGUCAAGGAAGUUGA
This is a messenger RNA of Rotaria sordida, 282 nucleotides long. Lineage: Eukaryota; Metazoa; Rotifera; Eurotatoria; Philodinida; Philodinidae. The record is from the annotation of a GenBank genome assembly.